This is a messenger RNA of Lactuca saligna, 1197 nucleotides long. The record is from the annotation of a GenBank genome assembly. Lineage: Eukaryota; Viridiplantae; Streptophyta; Magnoliopsida; Asterales; Asteraceae.
AUGUCUACAACAAAUAUUAGUUUCAUAGCUGACUUGGAUGUAACAAGGGAUGAUUUGAGUAUCAAGGUUCGUGUCAUAAACCAUUGGAAGCAAAUGUCUUUCUACAACAAGAAUGAAAUAUGGUCCAUUGAAUUAAUCUUGGUCGAUGAACAAGGGAGAAAAAUACAAGCAUCGGUCCCUAAAAAAUUCCUCUAUCGAUUCAAAAAAAUUUUAAAAGACGGGAAGUCAUAUUACAUCACAUCUCCAAGCUUUGCAUCUCUGAAGCCUAAUACUUUUAGGUUACAAAGGGAUGAUCGUCUAGAUUCCUCUUCACAUACUUUUUCACUUAUUCCUGCCAACCAAGUUUCUGAAUAUGAUGACUUCAUGGUUAAAAAUAAGCUCAAGACUAUUUCUGAAGUUUGGGAACCAGUGGAGAUAUGUACAUUUAUUCUUGUGGGCACUAUAAAAGGAAUAUUACAAAAUGAAAAAUGGUUCUAUCAAGCGUGUACAAACUGCAGUAGCAAAGCAGUCCCUAACAAUGAUCAAGUAGAUGGAACAGCUAAAUCUUAUGAAUGUCAUAACGUAGAUUGCACAAAAACUACAACUUCUGUGGUUCCAAGAUAUAAGAUUCCGAUCCGUGUUCAAGAUAACACCGGCACUAUCACCUUAACUCUGUUUGAAAGAGAAGGAAGGUAUUUGUUGAAGAAAUCAGCCAAAGAGUUUUUUAACACCGUAGCCAAGAAGGGAGACAAUGUUGAUUUGUACCCAAUGGAGAUGAAUGCAUUGAAAGGUUUGAAAUUUGCCUUUAAGAUUUCUUCAAAUAGAUUCAGUGUGUCCAAAAAAACCAACCAAUAUGGUAUUGUUAGAAUUUCUGAUGAUGAGAGUUUAAUCGAACAACUUGAAGAUAGAUUUAAUUCUUCUCAAGCAGAUAAUUCACAGUCAUUAGAUGUUAAUUCAUCUGAUUUUCAAUCUCUUGACAACAAGACUUUAAAGGAUGCAAUUUCUGCUACGGAUGAUAACAUAACUCCCAACACUUUGGACAAAAACUCGGCAACAAGUCCACUGAAGAUUUCAACAACACCAGUUUUAAAGAGAAAUCUGCAAGAAGUUUUUGAUUUGGAGUCUAAUGAAAAUUUUUCAUCGUCAAAAACUCCAAAGACAUCCCCAGAUGGUCCAACAAAAGAAUUGUUGAAGGUAAAGGUGGAAAAGAAUGUCUGA